Molecule: messenger RNA, 2997 nt
Organism: Centropristis striata (black sea bass)
Lineage: Eukaryota; Metazoa; Chordata; Actinopteri; Perciformes; Serranidae
Gene: insig1
Product: insulin induced gene 1
Exons: 6
Coding region: 210-1037 (275 amino acids)
Biological process (GO): SREBP signaling pathway; SREBP-SCAP complex retention in endoplasmic reticulum; cellular response to insulin stimulus
Cellular component (GO): endoplasmic reticulum; SREBP-SCAP-Insig complex
Source: RefSeq, a predicted model, not a curated record
CACAGCUGUGAUUGUUUUCUGCAGAGGAAGCUCUUGUCCCUGGUAUGAGCUCUGUGCUGUGGAAUGGAGCAGCACUGUGUUUCUCUCUCUCUAUCCCUCUCUCUCUCUGUGCUAACGAUGCUGUGAACAAACAACGUGAUUGCAGUCCUUGUUGUAACGAGCAGGAAAACAAGGAGGGGAUCCUGGUUUAAUCAUCUGCCGAGGCGCGAAUGAUCACGAGAGGAGGUUUCUCUUUAGACCAGACACUGAAGACGUCUGGAGAUCAAGCUCAAAAGUGCCAAAUGCCCAGACUAGAGGACCACUGCUGGAGCUGCUCCUGUGCAACAAGGGUCGAAACGAAGCACUCAUCUGAGGCUACCCUGAUAGCAUCCAAAGCCGAAGAAAUGAUGUCCAUCAUCACCACGGUGCUCAGCAAUGCCUACGGCUCUCUGCACAGCGUCCGGACGGCCAACCUGAUCCGCCGGGGUCUGGUCCUCUUCACCGUCGGAGCGUUCCUCGCCCUGGUGCUCAACUUGCUGCAGAUACAAAGAAAUGUCACCCUGUUUCCAGAGGAGGUGAUGACAACUUUGUUUUCGUCUGCAUGGUGGAUCCCUCCUUGCUGCGGCACAGGGGCUGCUGUUGUCGGCCUGCUGUAUCCCUGCCUCGACAGCCAUUUGGGAGAGCCGCACAAGUUCAAGAGGGAGUGGGCCAGCGUCAUGAGGUGCAUCGCGGUGUUUGUCGGCAUCAACCAUGCCAGUGUUAAACUAGAUUUCGACAACAACGUGCAGCUCUCUCUAACGCUGGCAGCCUUGUCCUUGGGCCUGUGGUGGACAUUCGACCGGUCCAGGAGCGGCUUCGGUUUGGGCAUCACCACUGCCGUCCUCGCUACUGUCUUCACACAGCUGCUGGUCUACAAUGGAGUCUACCAGUAUACGUCUCCAGACUUCUUGUACGUGCGCUCCUGGCUCCCAUGCAUAUUCUUCUCAGGUGGUGUUACUGUGGGGAACAUCGGACGCCAACUUGCCAUGGGUGGUGUUGAGAAACCCCACAUGGACUGAACACAGAAACCAGGCGAAGGACAGCCAAUGUAAAGAUGGACAAGUCAUGUGAAGAAGGAGGAGAACAACAGGAGAAAAAAGACUCAUUGUUUCGACUUCAUCCUUUGUUCUCAUAACAAAGUGCGGCUCAGAGAGCGCCUCAUCUAACGUGCCAUGUCCUCUGCACCUCCUUGUGGCCAAACCACCUCUCCCUCCCACCUCCGUUCUACUCCUUUAGCAUUAAGGCUUCCUUCACUCUAGACAGGAGGAGAGCGUUUGCCUUUUUUUUUUUUUUUUUAGUUUUUGAAGUGAACUUGUUUUAUUUUCCCACUGGAAGUAUCUUUCUGCGGUUUAUUGAGUGGAAGAGUGUACUUUUAGUACGGAUGUAUCCCGGACUGUUUUUGUUUUUUAAGCCUGAAUAUAUAAUGAUCAUAAAAAGGGAAAUAUUGUACGAGUUGGCAAAAAAAAAUGUCUUUACUCUCACAUAGAAAUGUAUUCAGCAGCCUCAGUUACAUCACUGAGGCUCAGGGGAGAAGUAUGUUCCCAGUCGAACCAAAUUAAGUAUUUAUUUUGUACCUUUUGAAUGACCCCGUAACCAAAUACAGUACAGUAUGAUUGACAAUGAAUGCUGCUCCACAUUUUAAAAGGAAUAGUUGGGGGAAUUACUUUCCUGCUGGGCUUUAAAUGAGAAAAUUGAUGCCCCUUUUAUGUAUAUUUACGGUAAAUAUAAAGCUAAAGCUAGCAGUAGGGGGAAACAUACUUACCGUAAAGACUGUAAAGUGGUUUGAUGUUCUUAUGUAGGCUCAACUAUUUAUUUUUUUUAACGUGAAACACAUUCUACAGGAUGGCAGAUAGAAUGAAGAGGAACAGGAAGUACAGGAGUGCCAAUUAGUUUGUACUGGCUCAUAUUCAACUAUUUAACUUCCCUCCUUCCUCAAAAGGAAAUUAGUAGCAUUUUGCCAGUAAAAGAUCACAUUUUAGUUCUCAGAAAACUACUCCGAGACCUUCAGUACGUUGUUUUGUCAGCUUCUAUUGAGUUUCAGGCAAACAGACAGAGGAUUGUUUGGUAAGAAAGUAGGAGGAUUUGACAUUAAAGCAUUAGUCUGGGUUGAAAAAAAUUACAGAAUGUACCAGGAGUAUACAACUACUUUUACCAGCGACUGUGGUCACCGUUUAAAAACACUUUCUAGUUGAAUUUGUGACUAGGUGUUAAAUGUCUUUGUGAUUAUUUCCCACUUUAAAUUCAAACCUAAUAGUUUGGGAACAUACACCGGUCGGAGGAGAGGGCAAGACAUUAUUACUUAAUUAAGAUUUGCAAUCUGUGAUUGCCUGUGUAUUAUAGAAUGUAGUGCUUUUGUCACUAUAACAGUUUAGUUUUAUCAUUUGUACAAACAUAAUGACAUUAUUGCUUAUGUAUAAUGGCUUUCCUAUGUUGAUCAGACAGGUAUUAUUACCACACUAGACCUACAGUAUGUUAGUUAGCGUUUGGGGGUCUAGAGGAUUAAGUGCAAUCAGAGUAUACAUGAGCCGAUUAUUCUUUAUUUAUUAUUUCUGACAAUGGCUAAAAAAAAGAUAACUUGUUGUAAGUAUAAGCAGUGUGGAUACUUCAAAAAAAGCAAUAACAUCUUUGUUUUUUGUGUCAGAGAUUACAUGCCUUCAGAGUCAAUACCAAUGACUCUCAACCAGAGAGACGAUAUAAAAAAAUAUUGUGUCAAACUGUUGUUUAAAAAAAAUCUCAUUUAGUUGUUUCGUCGAAGGAAACCUGAUUUAUUUUUUUAAAUACUUUCUUGAGGCAGAUCACUUCAGGUUGAAUCUGCUGACAUUCAGGUGUGUUAAACUGAAGAGGAAGCUUUAUUUUUUGGAGGUGGUGAAGCACCUUUUGUUUCGAUGUUUUAGAGUUUCUGUGUGUCUGAUAUUUCAACCGUGUAUCAUUUUUGCUACCAUGGAUUUAAGUGAAAAAUAAAAACACCUGAUAAGGAAA